CUCAACCUUUAAGUUUGGCAGGAACACAAGUACCACAAAAACGCGACAAUGUUGUGGAGCAGCAAAAGAUUGAGGAAGAUUUUUGUGAUAGGAAUUUUAGCUCUCAUACUCUCAUCCAUUGUCACCAACACUUACUGGAGCAAAAGGAGCAAGUCUUCUUUCUGGCAUGUUGCCUCUUCAAUCACUUUGACAAAUUGGGAUGAUCGCAGCAGCAACACUAGCGUUCUCAUCUGGCCAGCUCCAAGAAAUCUCUCCCAAGGCUCUAUUUUGAUGACACUGUCCAGGCAAUUUUCUAUAAGUUUUUCAUCAGCGGCUGGGGAAAAUCUGGAAGUCUUGCAAGCAGGAAUUGAUCGCUAUACCUCACUGAUUCUCAGGCAGCGAAAGCUGAAAACUCCAGCAAAGAUUGAUCCAGAGAAGUUUGUUCUUGACGAACUUUGCAUCGAUCUUAAGUCGUUCAACCAAAGCCUCCAUCUUGGCGUGGAUGAAUCCUACCGCCUCCAAAUCCCUGAUCCUCUCAAUUCCAAGGCGGCAUUGCUCCAGGCAAGAACUGUUUAUGGAGCUCUUCGAGGACUCGAGACCUUUAGCCAGAUUUGCAGCUACGAUGUUCUCGCGAGAGAGAUUCUUGUACAGGACUGUCCGUGGGACAUUCUCGAUGAGCCCAGAUUUUUUUAUAGAGGGCUUCUGAUUGAUACUGCUCGACACUACUUACCACUAAAGACGAUCGAGAAUGUGAUCGACUCCAUGGCCUAUGCGAAGCUCAAUGUUUUGCACUGGCAUGUUGUCGACGAGGAAUCCUUCCCUUUGGAGAUUCCAUCUUUUCCAGAGCUUUGGAAAGGCUCCUUCUCAAUCACUCAGCGCUACAACCUCGAUGAUGCAAAAGCAAUAGUCGAGUAUGCUCGAUUGAGAGGUGUGCAUGUCAUGCCAGAGAUUGAUGUUCCUGGACACGCUCGCUCAUGGGGAGUUGGAUAUCCUGAGCUAUGGCCUUCUGAAAGCUGCACAACACCAUUGGAUAUCAGCAAAGAGUUCACCUUUGAGGUGAUAGAUGGCAUAUUUUCUGAUCUUUCAAAGGUUUUUCCAUUCGAGCUUUUGCAUAUCGGCGGAGACGAAGUCGACACAAGCUGCUGGCAAAUUGCGAGGCCCACAAAUAACUGGCUUGUAGAGCAUAAUUUUACAGCAGCAGAAGCGUACGAGUUUUUUGUACUCCAAGUCCAAAAGCUGGCCAUGAAACAUGGUUAUGUUCCCGUCAACUGGCAAGAACCAUUUGAAAAAUUUGGACAAAGUUUGUCAAGGAAGACAAUUGUCCACAACUGGUGGGGACCUCAAAUCGCUCCCGAUGUUGUCGAGUCGGGCCUCAAGUGCAUAGUCAGCGAGCAAUCUUCGUGGUAUUUGGAUCAUAUUGAGAUACCAUGGGAGAAGUUUUACUCCAAGGAGCCAUUCGACAACGUCACCAGCGAAAUUGAACAGGAGCUUAUUAUUGGAGGCGAAGUUUGUAUGUGGGGUGAACAAGUUGAUGCAAGCAAUAUCCAGCAAAAAAUAUGGCCAAGAGCAGCAGCAGCUGCAGAGAGGCUUUGGAGCCCAUCCAAAGUCACAAGUUUGGGUCCUGAAAAUGCUGCUCCCAGGCUUGAAUUCUUCAGAAGCUUGCUGAAUGAAAGGGGCAUAGCUGCAUCUCCUCUGCACCCACAACAAAGGCGAGACUCGCUGCAGCCUCCAGAUCUUCCAGAUUCAAGUUCAACAAUGGUGAAUCUAUCAAUGGACACUGAUCAGAGGAUUGGAAGCGAAGAAAUCGACCAGAACUUUUCCACUGAUCAUGCCUUGGCUCCCAGCGCUAUUGAAGAAGCUCUUGUGAGCGGGGCUGAUUUUUCUCCUGGUUUUUCUUCUUUCAAGUGACAAAUAAAGUUAUCACAGUAAGUAA
Messenger RNA from Selaginella moellendorffii, 1912 nucleotides. Its product is annotated as beta-hexosaminidase 3. Bases 49 to 1887 code for a protein of 612 amino acids. Gene Ontology annotation, cellular component: membrane. Gene Ontology annotation, biological process: glycosaminoglycan metabolic process; carbohydrate metabolic process. The transcript is spliced from 15 exons. Gene Ontology annotation, molecular function: beta-N-acetylhexosaminidase activity. Lineage: Eukaryota; Viridiplantae; Streptophyta; Lycopodiopsida; Selaginellales; Selaginellaceae. The record is from RefSeq and is a predicted model, not a curated record.